CUGAUAUUUCAGCUCGCCACCACAACUCUUUUCCCUCACACGAUCACGACCUAUUAGCUGUCUUUUGCUAGAUAUAAUCUACCACAAUUGCAGAGAUGGCCUCAGAACAGGCAGCUGAGGUCCCGAAGACUGGGAAUUCUCUGGAGGAUCGCAUCUCCCAGCCGGACGACGCGACCUCCGGUGCGCCGCAAGCUUCGAACACCUCAACAUCUUGGGCCGACGAGGUGGCCUCUUCGACGCAAAAUGAUGAUGCUGGUGCGGCGAACAAGACACAGGACACUUCUAUUCCACAGACUGAUGGUGCGCCCUCCGCGUUGGGUGGCACCGAUCUUCACGAACCGGAAUACAAUGUCAAUGUCAAGCUGAGUGAUCUGCAAGCGGAUCCAAACAACCCUUUAUUCUCUAUCAAGACUUUCGAGGAGCUUGGAUUGGAGCCGGCUAUUCUCCGUGGUCUGACCAUGAUGAACUUCCGGAAGCCUUCGAAGAUCCAGGAACGUGCCCUUCCUCUUCUGCUCAACAACCCACCGACGAACAUGAUCGGACAGUCUCAGUCGGGUACUGGUAAAACGGCUGCUUUCGUCUUGAAUAUUCUCAGCCGCUUGGACCUCAGCACCCCGGAAAUGCAGAAGAGCCCUCAGGCAUUGGUCCUUGCUCCCAGUCGAGAGCUUGCCCGUCAGAUCGUCGGUGUUAUCCAGGUCAUGGGCUCCUUCGUCGAGGGCUUGGUUGUCGGUACUGCUGUCCCGGCUGACACGCACAGCCGUCCGUCCAGACUUGAAUGUUCCGUGGUCGUUGGUACGCCCGGAACGGUCAUGGACCAGAUCAAGAAACGUAUCUUCCUGACACAGCGCCUGAAGGUCCUUGUCCUUGAUGAGGCAGACAACAUGCUUGAUCUGCAGGGUAUGGGCGAUCAGUGUAUCCGCGUCAAACAGUUGCUUCCGAAGACAGUUCAAGUCGUCCUCUUCUCUGCCACCUUCCCUACCCAUGUUCAUCGCUACGCGUCUAAGUUCGCCCCCGGCGCCAACGAAAUAACACUUGAGCACGAGGACUUGACUGUGGAAGGCAUUAAACAGCUGUACCUUGACUGUGAGAGCGACGAAGACAAGUACAACGUUCUUGUGAAGUUGUACGGUCUUCUCACAAUUGGAUCUUCUAUUAUCUUUGUCAAGACCCGUCAAUCGGCGCAGGAAAUCGAGAAGCGCAUGACUGCGGAAGGUCAUACUGUCGUCUCGCUCACUGGUGGUGUCGAAGGAUCAAAGCGUGAUGACACCAUUGACAAGUUCCGAAGUGGUGAGGCUAAGGUUCUGAUCACGACCAACGUCCUUGCCCGUGGAAUCGACGUUUCAACCGUCUCCAUGGUCAUCAACUAUGAUAUUCCGGAGCUACACGAUCCCACAUCCCGCCAGCGCAAGGCCGACUGUCAGACUUACCUGCACCGUAUCGGUCGCACGGGUCGUUUCGGUCGUGUCGGAGUCUCCAUCUCCUUCGUUGCGAACAGGGAAGAGUGGCAGAUGCUCAUGGCCAUUCAGGAUUUCUUCAAGACCGAUAUUACCCGCAUCGACACCCGUGACUGGGACGAGGUCGAAGAGAUCAUCAAAAAGACUAUCAAGAAUCCUCGAUCCCAUGCAAACUACAGCCAAGAGCAAUAAAUCAAGUGUUGUCUCUCCGGCUUCUCCUUCAAAAGGAUAAAAAAUAAUAAAAACGCAACGUUACUGUCGGAUAUGGUUGAGGUUGCGGCAGUCCCUGCCAUGCUGCUGAAGCACAAUAUGUGAUUUGGGAUAAUGCUG
Messenger RNA from Paecilomyces variotii, 1784 nucleotides. Its product is annotated as P-loop containing nucleoside triphosphate hydrolase protein. The transcript is spliced from 5 exons. NCBI's taxonomy places the organism in Eukaryota, Fungi, Ascomycota, Eurotiomycetes, Eurotiales, Thermoascaceae. The record is from RefSeq and is a predicted model, not a curated record. Bases 96 to 1646 code for a protein of 516 amino acids. Gene Ontology annotation, biological process: poly(A)+ mRNA export from nucleus. Gene Ontology annotation, molecular function: ATP binding; RNA helicase activity; RNA binding. Gene Ontology annotation, cellular component: cytoplasmic stress granule; nucleus.